CACUGUGGCCUGAAGGAGUGUGAAGGAGCUGGGUUGCCAGGGCAACGCGGGAGACGCGCGCGGAGUCGUUAACGAACACCGCCGGCAGGGGGCGCGCGCCCGGAAAAAGAGAAGAAGGAGGAAAAGGAGGAGCAGGGCGCCCCCGUCGUGGGGCGGGAGAGGGGCAUGCGGCCCCCGGCGCCUUCCUCCUCCUCCCCGGAGAAGCCAUGGCUGCGCCGCCCCUGCUCCCAGCCACGGGCCCACCGCCCUUCCAGUUCCGCCCGCGGCGCGAGAGCCCCGACUGGCGGCGGCUGAGCGCGGUGGACGUGGAGCGCCUGGCGGCGGAGCUGGACCUGGCGGCGCUGCAGGAGCACCUGGGCCACGUGACCUUCUGCUCGGCCGAGCGCGAGCGCUGCCCGCACUGCGGGGCCCCGCUGGACCCGCUCCUGCUGCGCCUCCUGCGCCUGGCCCAGCUCGGCCUCGAGUACCUGCUCCACUCCCAGGACUGGCUGGCCGCCCAGCUCCGCCUCGCCCGCGCGCGCGCAGACCGCCUCGACCAGGACCUGGCCCGCGCCGCCCAGCAGGCGCGCGCCCUCAAGGAGGAGGGCCGGCGCAGGAAGAGGGCCCUGGCCGCCCUCCAGCAGGCCCUCGCCCACGCCGCAGGCCCCGCACACCCACACCCCCACCAGUGCCAAUUUUGUGACAAAGCUUUUAUGAACUCUUCCUUCCUGCACAGUCAUUUGCAGCGUCGCCAUUCAGCAGAACCACAGUUUGAUCAGAAGCAAAAAGAACAAACGGAUAGAUUACAGGAGGAGAUCAACAAGCUGAAGGAGCAGUUACAGCUCACCAAGUCUCAGUUAGAAACAGAGCAGCAUGCUCAUAUGGCCAAAUUGUCUAAGGAAUAUGAAGAACACAGAUCCAAAGAGGAGGAGAUUCUGCAGUUAUUUCACAAAUGGAAAGAAGAAGAAAAAGAAAAAUUGUCCAGUGAACUAGAGAAGGUGAAAGAGAUGUUUAUGAAGGAGUUUAAAGAGUUAACAGCCAAGAAUACAGAAUUAGAAAAUCACCUGCUCGAAGUGCAAACGUCCAACAAACACUUGAAAUCCAAUUUAGGCACAUUAAAGGACAGCUUUGAAUUUACAGAAGAGAAACAUCAGAAUGCUGUAGAUCAUGAGAACAUAAUGCAGCUUCUUGAGAGACAGGAAACUAAGUGGACUUCUAAAGUACAGACUCUUCAAGAAGCACAUGAAACUGAAAAACAACAGCUUACGUCACAAAUUGAGAAGCUCAAAACAUCCAUGACCGAGGAACUCAAUGCAAGCAACCUGUUUUAUAAAAAAAGGAUCGAAGAAUUAGGACAGAGACUUCAAGAGCAGAAUGAUCUAAUUAUUGCACAGAAAUAUCAGAUACAAAAACUGUCUACCAAAAAAUCAGUUGAAAGCAUCAAAUUAUCUGAUGUGAAACCUUCUGAAGAGAAUAUUAUUCAGCCUAAACAGAGUUUGUCAUCCAUGCGUGAACAGGCCCCUUUGGUGCACAUGCUGGAGCCCAUAGAGGAGCUUCCAGAGGAUGAAAAAGAAACGGAGAAAAGUUCACCCAAAGUAGGAAAAAGUAAGUGCCAUAUAAUACAUAGUCUGAAGAGCAAUCCUUCUUUAACAAGAGAGCUGAGAGCGGUUUUGGAGCAGACCCUGGCAGAGAAAUUGGAAUCCUUGGGCAUCAAAUCAGGAGUUCAUGGCAUCCCAAGUGAUCACUUGAAUAGAGUCCUCAUGUCUGUUGAGUCUGCAAGAGAGGAAAGAAAGAAACAGGUUCCUGAUAUUCAGCAUAUACGAGAGCAGCUUGAACGGCAAGUCAGCUUUAGAGUUGCAGAAAGAGCAUCUUGCAGCAGGUUUUUGUCCAGCCCUCAGCUUUCUCCAGAAGUUCAGCAGAGGGCAGCUCAUGUUCGAGGUUCCGUUUCAACAACCCAACCCAAGGCAGCCAAACGUUCCUCCAUUGCUAAACGCCCUUGUGUACCGCGACAAAUCCCUGCCGAGAACACAUCCACACCAAAGAACAAGAGGAGUGCAGUGGGGGAUGAAAUUCCGAAGAGGUUGCAGAGUGUUACAACCCCUCCAUUUAGCUCUGAGGAGGAACUGAAAGAGGAUGAUAUCAUGCAGUCCUAUAUCUCCCCUGAACUCUCUCGGCGCAAAGCAGCCAAGAGUAACAGCAAGGGCAGCUUGUUAAAGUUUGCAGGCCGAGAUGACAUAAGCUCAUCUGAAGAAGAUGAGGUGGAAGAAAACAAACCAGAUCUCCAAUCUUCAAAAAAUAUGCCUGUCCAGAAAGGAACUGACCAAGCUGAAAAGUUGCCUUUGAGCCAAGGAAAAGUAUGCAAACCUCUUGAAGGAAUUAGUGUUGACCCAGUGCCUAUUCAAAAGGGUACCCAAGGAGUAAAGUUUACUGGAGUUGAGGAUGAUGAUGAGGAUGAGGAUGACUGGGAUAUAUCAUCUUGGGAGGAUGAAAAACCGUCACCAGCAAAAGAUCGGAAAAUGAAAGACGUGCCUGGCCUUGAAAAAAAUGAGUCCAAUUCUCCAUCCACACCCCAUGCCUGGGGAGGUCUUGUGGGAAAACCAACCAAGGACGAAGGUCUUCAAGAUGCAGAUCAAAGUAUGUUAAAAAGCAGCUUGGUCAGUGUAACAGACUGGAGCGACUCUUCCGAUAUCUGAUUCUUCUCUCAGAAGGGAAGUUUUUAUCUACAGCAAUCCAAUUUCUGUUCUUUUUUUCUGGUAUGUUUAACAAGGAACUUUUGUUUACAAAAACUCUGGUGUCUCUGUUCCCUUUGAUUUAAUAUAGGGCUGUUUACAUAUUUCUACAUCAUUCUGCACUUUUAGAGAAGAGGUUAUUAAUAAACAGUAUUAACUGAUUUGGUUAUUUUAAGUAAUUGCAAGAAAUCUAUUUUUUUAAGAAUGUUUGUAUUGAACUUUGCAAAAAGUGAGAACUUAUUAAACAAAUGAUCUAUUUUCUUUCAAA
Molecule: messenger RNA, 2976 nt
Organism: Anolis carolinensis (green anole)
Lineage: Eukaryota; Metazoa; Chordata; Lepidosauria; Squamata; Anolidae
Gene: dzip1
Product: DAZ interacting zinc finger protein 1
Exons: 18
Coding region: 207-2672 (821 amino acids)
Biological process (GO): cilium assembly
Cellular component (GO): cytoplasm; ciliary basal body
Source: RefSeq, a predicted model, not a curated record